CCGAUCGGCACAGCGUUCGGCAAAAGGCGGCACAAGGCGGCACGGCCGUGCCACUGCUAUGCACCGCGGAAAAGCCAUUUCAGUACACAAAAAAUGUACAGUGACGACGAAAUAAUAACUGGUGCUGCUGCAGUUAUAGUAAUAGCAAAUGCAAAAAAAAUGCCUAAAAAACGAAGAUUUUGGAUGCGUCCGAGUUUACGUAGCAGAAGAAUAUAUAGUGCCAGUGAUAUGAUGAAAGAUUUAAUUUUGGACGACGUAAACGCAAUCAAUCUGGAAUACAGGUGUAACGGUGGCUUUAAAAAUUUUUUCCGCAUGUCCUCUACUGAAUUUGAACAAUUGCUAAAUUUAAUCGGGUCAAAAAUUGCUGCGAAGGACACAAAUUUUAGGGAAGCAAUCCCUGCAAAAGUGCGUCUUGGUGUGACAUUACGAUUUUUGGCAACAGGGGAUUCAUAUCACUCCCUUAUGUACUUAUUUAAAAUUUCAAAACAAACAAUUUCAAAAAUCAUUCCAAAAGUAUGUGAAGCUCUCAUUGAUGUACUUCAAGAUUAUAUAAAAAUGCCUCAGAAUGAGCAAGAGUGGAAUCUUGUAGCAAAAGAUUUCAACACCAAAUGGAAUUUCCCUAAUUGUGUAGGAGCAAUGGACGGAAAACAUAUAUCCAUACAGGCACCACUAAAUAGCGGCACAGAAUUUUUUAACUACAAAGGAUUCUUUAGUAUAGUGCUUUUCGCAGUGGUUGACGCCAAUUACAAUUUUAUUUAUUGUGAUGUGGGAUGUCAGGGACGAAUUUCUGACGGCGGAGUAUUAAAAAAUACAUCAUUUAAUUCAUUACUGACCGAUUUAAAAAUGAAACUGCCUGCCGACUGUGUUCUCCCAGGAAGAACACGAAAAACACCGUUUGUAUUCGUAGGAGAUGAUGCUUUUCCGCUGAACCAAAGUAUAAUGAAACCAUAUCCAGGAGUUCAAGCAAAAUAUUCAAAAACCCGGAUUUUUAAUUAUCGUUUGAGUAGGGCACGGAGAAUUUCGGAAAACGUUUUCGGCAUACUGUCAUCCGUAUUCAGAGUUUUUCGAAAGCCGAUGAUGUUGCAACCAAAUACAGCAACUAAAGUUACAUUAGCAUCAGUUUAUUUACAUAAUUUUCUUAGAAAAAGUGGAUCAAAAAAUAUUUAUAAUCCUCCAGGAACAUUUGACAGCGAAUGUUCCGAGACUGGAAAUGUCAUUGCCGCUGCUUGGAGGGCAGAAUUACAAGGAUCAACAUUGACAAAUUUCACACAAAUAGGACGCAAAAGUUCAGCGGAAGCGCAGGAAGUGAGAGAGGAGUUUAAAGAAUACUUCUCAUCGGCAGAAGGAGCUGUACCGUGGCAGUAUGAAAAGUCAUAAUUUCUCGAUAUUUGUGCCAUAACAAUAAAAUGAUAAUGGAAUGUCAAUAUAAAGAAUGUAUUUUUAUUACGUACCUUAUUCUCCGUAUCAACUGUCAUUCUUGCUUUAUUCUUGUCUUUUAAAAAUGACAAGCUUUUAUAGGCAUACCAUUUACUUUUAAAAAUGUCAUCUGCGCCAGUGCCUGACUUCAUGCUCUCUUUCUCUUUCUUCACUUCCCUCGCAAAAUGACUAAGUAAAUUUUUCAUUUUUUUUUCUAUUUUUUCUUUUGUCAUGCCAAAAGACACUGCAAUUUCUACUAUCGCAUCAUGCCGCUUGUUUCUAUCCUUGUAACUGUUGUUUUGACAGUCCCAUAAGUUAGGGCGUUCACGGUACAUUUCUAUCAGUUGCAGGACAUUUUCAUUUGUCCAGUCGUUUUCCAUUUUCAGAAAUGUACUAUACAAAUAUAAAAUUAAUACAAAUAUAAAUUUACUAUACAAUUCAAUAUACAAAUUUACUUACUGAAGCACGUUUAAAUAAUGCACAAUGAUUGAAGCACACUGUCACUUUUCUAAACGAUU
Colletes gigas is the source of this 1934-nucleotide messenger RNA. RefSeq names its product protein ALP1-like. The transcript has 2 exons. Bases 94 to 1377 code for a protein of 427 amino acids. The record is from RefSeq and is a predicted model, not a curated record. Lineage: Eukaryota; Metazoa; Arthropoda; Insecta; Hymenoptera; Colletidae.